AGUAUCUAAAAAUACCUGUCAUCAACUGGUUUUAUUACCUCAGUCAGAUCGUACUUAUCUAAGUCGAGAUAAAUUUCUUGCUUUUGACGCGAACACUACGUGUGUCUUCAUCAUAAUAUUUAUAUCAAUGUUUGACUUGCCACAGCUGUAAUCAGCGUACGAUACGACCGAUCGGAGAACACAUAAAUAUUAAUUUCUGGUGUUCGGCUUCAGUUUACAAGUGACCAUUCAGUGAAGCAACAACAAUGACGGCUAAAGUAGCAUUUAACUUUAAAGGACUUAUGGCACCGGUGUUCACUGCGUUCCAUGAUGAUAAACGAAGAACCGUAAAUCUAAAUCAGAUUACCCCGUACGCUGAGUACUUGAAAAAGAACGGCGUUGACGGUGUUUUAGUGAAUGGUACGUCCGGCGAAGGUAUGAGCUUAAGUGUUGAUGAACGGAAACAGACGGCAGAACGCUGGCAAAAAGUGAGCCAAGAUUUGAAAAUAACGACAAUGAUUCAAAUCGGUGGUGCACCAUUCGCAGAUGUGAUCGAAUUGGCAAUCCAUGCUGAGUCGAUCAAAGUUGAUUCGAUUUUAUGUCUACCCGAAUUGUACUUUAAGCCGAAAACCGAAGAGGAGCUGGUCAAAUACCUGAAAGACAUUUCGCAAUUCUGUCCGACUACUCCAUUAUUGUACUAUCACAUACCAUGGAUGAGUGGAGUUAACUUGAAUAUGCCAAAGUUCUUAAAUCUGGCCGAAAAGGAGAUUCCCAACUUUGUUGGCUUGAAGUAUACAUCCGGUGAUUUGGAACAGGGAACAGCCUGUCUGAAACCAGGACGUAGUGUGUUCCUUGGAGCCGAUACUAUUCUGUGUGCUGCCGCAGCUAUUGGUUUUGAGUCAUCCAUUAUGACGACCUUGAAUUUCUGUCCAGAGUUGUCGCUCGAAAUUAUGAAAUACGUCAGAGAAAAUCGAUUGCAAGAAGCUCGUCAGACACAGGAAGUGCUGAGCAAACGAGUCCAGAAGAUAUUGGAAAAUGGCGAAUGGGUUCCGGCAAUGAAACUUGAAUUCAACAAAAUUCAUCCGGCAUCGAUGGACUCGGGGCCAGUGCGUCUAGUGAAACAGCUUUAAGUAGACCAUUCGAUUUGAGACGAUUAUUUUUUGAGAAUUUUUGUGUAUUUUGUAAAAGAAAAAGAAAUUGAAUGAAAACCAAACCAAUAAAUUUGUAAAUUUAUAAACAUAAAA
Messenger RNA from Bradysia coprophila, 1223 nucleotides. Its product is annotated as N-acetylneuraminate lyase B-like. Lineage: Eukaryota; Metazoa; Arthropoda; Insecta; Diptera; Sciaridae. The record is from RefSeq and is a predicted model, not a curated record. Gene Ontology annotation, molecular function: lyase activity.